Manis javanica (Malayan pangolin) is the source of this 1944-nucleotide messenger RNA. It is a transcript of the gene PPP1R15A, whose product is annotated as protein phosphatase 1 regulatory subunit 15A. Gene Ontology annotation, cellular component: protein phosphatase type 1 complex; endoplasmic reticulum. Gene Ontology annotation, biological process: response to endoplasmic reticulum stress. NCBI's taxonomy places the organism in Eukaryota, Metazoa, Chordata, Mammalia, Pholidota, Manidae. The record is from RefSeq and is a predicted model, not a curated record. Gene Ontology annotation, molecular function: protein phosphatase regulator activity.
GCGGCUGGCGCAGGUUCCCAGCCCUUUCUGAGCUUUGUCUGUACGCCAUCUUGAAGGACUUCAUGUCACUGUGUCGCGACUGCUCUUGCGACGGCCCGUGCUAACCAGAAUCCUCGAGCCCGACGCUGGGAGGCGAGAUGAACGCCCCGGCCUGCCGAGCUGUGCGGACCUGCGAGCGCCUGCACGGUGGGAGCCGGCACCCCUGCCCCCGGAGUGACGCGCAGCCCCGAGUGGCCCAGACAGAUGGCCCCUGGCCAACUGCCUCAUCAGUCUGCCCCUUGGAGGGACACCUACCCCUUCUUCCUCCUGUCCCCACUGAUGCACCUUCUUACCUGGGCCUGAAGCCGCCUGAGAAGCGUGGGACCUCCAGAGACCUCCUUGGUGGAAGCAGUACCCAGAGCAGAUCAGAGAGGAGCUGGCCGAAGACAGACACAGGAGUUCGGGCUCCCGGGCCUUUCUUCCUCAGGACCCAGGAGUCCUGGCCACAAACCCUCCUGUCUCAGCCAGGAAGAAACUAAGGCAGCUUUGGCCACCCAACAUGGCCCCAGGAGCAGGUACCCAGAAGUGGAGGCUGGAAACAGUGGAGCAGCUGAGGAGAACGAAGAAGCCCCCUGGGGGGGCCUGCUCUGAUCUGAAAGCCAUGGGUCCUCUUCUUGAACCCUGGGAACUUUCAGGUGACGGUGAUGGAGAGCUUGGUGGAGAACAAGCAACCAGUGUCCCUAGAGAGCAGAGAAGUAGGUUUCUAGUUGGCCGGCCUGAUCCCCUGUCCCCUAGCCUUCCGGUGAGAACUGAGAAUAAAGAAGCCAUGAAGACCUCUCUCUCCCUCUCAUCUGCCCCCGGCUCCCGCCCCAGGGCCUGGGAGUGUUGUUCAGGGAAGGAGUCUGAGGAGACUGAGGACGAAGAGGCUGACCGAGAGCCACACCCAGUUCCAGUCCAGAAGCUCCUGCUCGGGACCUGGCAGUACCGACCCAGUAAGAUCACAGAGGAGGAUGAAGACAGUGCUUUGGUGACACCUGUGGGUCUCCCUUCCAGCCCACAUACCAGGGGUUGGCUGUGUGGGCCCGGAGAGGACACAGAAGAGGAGGAGGAAGAUGAGGACGGUGAUUCAGGAGCAGCUGAGGAAGAGGGAGGUGCUGAGGCUUCCUCUUCCCUCCCAUCCACAAGUGCCUUCUUGAGGGCCUGGGUGUAUCAACCAGGAGAGGACACAGAGGAGGAGGAGGAGGAGGAAGAUGAAGACGCGGGGGCAGCUAACUCAGGGCCAGGUUCCUGCCCCCGGGCCCAGAGCACCCUCCUCAGGGGCUGGGUAUAUCCGCCUGGGGAGGAAACGGAGGGAGGGGAAGCUGCUGAGUUGGGAGAAGCCAAGCCCUGUCCCUUCCAAGUGGCCAUUUAUUUACCUGGGGAGAAGCCACCACCUCCCUGGGCUCCUCUUCGGCUGCCCCUCCGACUGCAAAGGCGGCUCAAGUCUGAAGAAACCCCCACCCAGAAUCCAGGCCCUGAGACUCCCCUAAGGGCCAGAAAGGUGCACUUCUCAGAGAAGGUCUCCAUCCACUUCCUGGCUGUCUGGGCAGGUCCGGCCCGGGCAGCCCGCCAGGGUCCCUGGGAGCAGCUCGCCAGAGAUCGCAGCCGCUUCACCCGCCGCAUAGCCCAGGCCGAGGAGCAGCUGGGUCCCUGCCUGACCCCUGCCGCCAGGGCCAGGGCCUGGGCACGCCUCACAGGUCCGUCCCCCUCUCUGGCUGCCAUACCUGCCCCUCCCCAGGCCUUGUGGGUUUCCUCCAGCCAUGCCACAGCCUUGAGCCACGCUGUGGCCUCUCCCUCCCCUUGUGUGUCUCUGUCUCCUUGCUUGGACCUCAUUGAGAGGUUUGACUAAGGUCAUGUGGUUUGUUUAUUAUUAAGGAUUUUUUUAUGUGUUGGUUUAUAUAAGGAAUAAAGUCUUUUGUUUUGUAA